This is a messenger RNA of Exophiala mesophila, 1135 nucleotides long. RefSeq lists its product as uncharacterized. The transcript is spliced from 2 exons. The record is from RefSeq and is a predicted model, not a curated record. Bases 168 to 791 code for a protein of 207 amino acids. NCBI's taxonomy places the organism in Eukaryota, Fungi, Ascomycota, Eurotiomycetes, Chaetothyriales, Herpotrichiellaceae.
UAUACCACCUGCACUCGGUCGCACUUGCUCUUUCCUCAGCCCAAUCUUUUAAUUCAUCUCCUAUUGACCCUUCAAGACGUUCUUUUUCUUACAUUCUCUCUACAUCCUCUCCCUUUUUCACUGUUUAUCCUCCAUCGAGCGUGUUUGUGUCAACACUUAUCUUCAAGAUGGGCUACAGUACUCAACUUCAGGGCAAAUUCGCCCACAAGGUUGGCGAGCCGGUCCCAGAGUUCAAUACAGACCAUCCUGCUCACCCUGCCAUCGUCCAUUUUCCCAUUGCCUUCAACAUUUUGGCCUGGGGUUUGGAUAUCCUGUAUGCCUUGACCACAACCUGGAUCCAGCCUGAAUUCAUCACCUCCCGAUUCAACUCUCCCUCCACUCUUCUUGACAUCACCCGUUUCGGCUAUUUCCUCCUUUGCGCGGGUCUCAUCACGACCGUCCCAGCCAUCAUGUCUGGCAACGUCCAACUCGUGGGAAUGAUCAAGAAAAAUGGAGGCCCCUGGGAGAAGGAUGCAAGUGGCAAGCCCAAAUCUACCAUGGUGCCCCGCAUCAAGGCCACCAUCACCCAUGCCAUAGUCAAUGACUUGGUUUUCGUGGCCAACAUCUACUCGUGGUAUCUCCGAAAGGACAAAGAGGGUGUGAUCAACGUUGGCAAGGUCCCAACCCAGACCAACCUUAUCAUCAGCGCUGUCCUUCUCCCUUUCCUGAUCAUCGGCGCAAAAAUCGGUGGUACUCUUACUUACAACCAUGGUAUUGGCUUGAACCUGGGCCGCAAGAAGAUUGUCGAGUAAACAGGGGUUGCCGGAAGGAUAACUUCCUUAUCAUACAAUCUCACCGCAAGACCGAAUGGCGAGCGGAUUCACGCGCCAAUUCCUAUGGUGUAUAUUGCAUAUUACGCUGCAAUGAAAUUCAUGGCCGAUUUGAGGUGGCGUCAAUGAUGCUCGAAAAGGGACGCAGGUCGGAUCCUGUUCACGGCAUGCUUUACCAGCCAGCGAAUGAAGAGGAUCCAGGAGAAUGGGGACGCAGGAGAGACACCAGCAGUGGAGGGCUGUACGAGAUUUUUACCUAUAUUCUUAACAUAUGUACACUAGGUUCCGAACAAGCUACCACAAUUCUAGUAAUCUUUCAACGGACA